AUGUUUUAUGAGAGUACUAAAUACACUGAAAUUAAUUGUCAUUUUUUUCAGGUAGGAUCCCUUACAUUGUCAAUUGUUCAGUCCUUACAAAGAUACAUACUAUUCUGUUUUUUACUUCUCUUGAAAUCCUCUCGAAUAGGAACCUAUCACCUAUCUUCGAACUUGCAUCUCUAGACUAUAACAUGGUUCAGUUAAACCACCAAGAGUACCUAGAGAAGUUUAUAAUGUGGUGGAGGGAGCUUCGUGAGAGAUCAUCCUUAGGAAUUUCUAUUGACUGUGGGGAUAUUUUCCCACCCAUCCAUCUCCAAGUGCAAGAUAGAGCUCGCUAAAACUGUAAUUGUCAUUUUUUCUUAAUGACUUGUAUGGUGGCGAUCAAUCUGUGGAAAAACAUACCCUCUACACUGACGCCAUUGAAAGGUUUCUUGGCCCGAGUAAAGCGGGUUGCCUUCUUCUCCAUGUUGGGGAGAUCAGAGUUUGGUUAAUUUAAAGACUCUUUUAAAAGGCUUUAGGUUUGGGCUUCAAGUGAUGGAGGAGUUGCCGGAGCUCAUGAAGAUAUGCUACCUAGCAUUGUAUAAACCAACUAAUGAGAUUGGCUACAAGCUCCUCAUGAACCACAUGAACUAUGCCACUUCCUAUUGGAGAAAGACUAUACUCUCUCUCUCUCUCUCUCUCUCUCUCUCUCUCUCUCUCUCUCCCUCUCUCUCUCUAUCUAUCUAUCUAUCUAUCUAUCUAUCUAUCUAUCUAUCUAUAUCUCUCUCUCUCACACACACACACAAUCCCUCUCUCUCUCUCUCUCUCUCUCUCUCUCUCUCUCUCUCACACACACACACACAAUCUCUUUCUCUCCUCUCUAUCUUCUCUCUCUCUCUCACUCACACACACAUAUACAAUCUCUCUCUCUCCUCUCUCUCUCUCACACACAUACAUAAUCUCUCUCUCACACACACACAUGCACAAACACAAUCUCUCUCUCUCUCUCACACACACACACACACAUAAACACAAUCUCUCUCUUUUCUCUCUCUCUCUCUCACACACAUACGCACACAAUCUCUCUCUCCUCUCUCUCUCUCUUUCACACACACACACAAUCUCUAUCUAUCUCCUCUCUCUCUCACACACACACACAUACACAAUCUCUCUCUCUCCUCUCUCUCUCUCUCUCUCUCUCUCUCUCUCUCUCUCUCUCAAUGCUCGGAUUGCACAAUCUUAUUACAGCUUGUCAAUUUGAGAGGCAAAGUGAUUUAAUAGAGGGAUCAUCUCAAGUGUAGAGGGGCAUAUGAGAAAUGGUAUCACCUCAGCCAGAACGUACAUGGUCUCCUUGUGGGCCUUCCUCCUCCUAUGGAUCCCCCUUGGAGGAGAUCAUCUGGCUAGUCUGCAGUCAUGACAACCAGUUCUCUCAUAGCAGAAGCAUCCUCUAGUGUAAUGAUAAGUUUUCAUUAUCAUGAGUUAAUAAUUAGUAAAUAAUAUAGUUUUAGCCUUAACUCAUGAUAAAUAGACUUAUAUUUGUGUUAAAGUGUGAAAAGUGGUUUUCAAUUGAUUAAUGUGAAUUUUUGGGUAAUUAUGUGAUUUUACACAAAUUUAUAUGAUUUUUACAGUCUUGCUUUUAUGAUAAAUGAAGAAAAAGAAAUAAAAAAUAAAAAUAAGAUAAAAUGAGGGGGACCCGCUGGUCAGUCGGGCCCGCAAAUAGGUUGAAAGUGCAGUCGGGGAGUAGCCGCAAGCAGCUUGGACCGAUAGGGGCACGUGUGCACCACUCCCCUUCCACGUCACCGGUGGCCAACUAGUUGUGGGGUAAGGAGUGGUCGUACAUGCGAGAGAAGGGACUUGCUUAGAAAUGUAACAUUAGUAUAUAUUUGCCCGAAAAAUCGACGCACAACUGAUGUGGGACUAAACCCGCGUCACACCUUCCUCAGAAAGGGCGGGCAACUAGCACGGGUUCGAAUCCUCUCAAAGUCAAAAGUCAUAUAUUUUUAUCUGAUUAUCGUGACUUUCCUACAGAUCACUGGUGAAGGAUUAAGCAACAAGAAUCGCUGGAUCAUCAACGAAAAUCUCGUCAAUGCGAUUCGCGGAGCAUUGCUACUAAAAUUGUUGAAUGAGUCGCAAUAAAAGGAUCGCGAAUCUAUUGAGUAAAUCAUCUCCAAUUGAUCGAUGAACAAGCCAUCAUCGGGAAGAGGACAAUCCACCGGGAGACGAGUUGCCACCUCCUAAGAGCAUACCAAAUGCGAUAAAGAGCCUCCUCUUGCUGCGUGGACUUGAGGAUGAAGCUCCCUGACACGCACCCCACCUCCAUCCAACUCCUCUCCAUCAGGUGACAGCCGCCAGAGAGCCGCAAAGUCGCCGUUUUUCUGCUCUGCUGGGUGACAGCCGCCGGAGACGAUUUGACGACCUAUUUCAUUAAUCUCUAGACUUCGCAAGGAGAUCUAGAGAUUGCCCACAUCGUCUUUGUCCAAGGAGAGCCUUCGAGGCUGUGAACACUGCAUGACGAUCCUCCCGAACACUCAAGAUUCUAGUGCAUCGCCGACACAUCGCCGUCACGACGCCAAAACUCUAUUUUCUUACUUUCAACUUACUUUACGCUUCAUUUAGUGAUGAUUUUUGUGAUUUUAAUUUACUAAAAUAUACUUUGUUCUAUUACGAUUCUUCUCGCUUUUACAGAUCUUAAUUUGAUUAAUUAAAUCAUCUAUAAUCACUUACAUAAGAAUCGUCAGGCGGAACUUUGUUUCUGCUCAAUUCAUGUUUGUCGGGCGCUGAUGUCAUCCUGACGUCCGCACCCUUAUUUUCCUUUUUUGUAAAUUUUAAAUAUUUUUUUUUUAUUUCCUAAUAUAAAAUUCAUAGAAAAUCGUAUUCAUUGAGAAAAAUUUUGAAUAAUUACUAGAUAUUAUAUUACAUCCUUGUGAUCGAUUUGGAAAAUUACCGCUACUUUUGGAAGUUUUAUUGAAUUAUAAUUGAUAUAUAUUCAGAAAUACUUUUAAAUAUCUGAAAAAUCAUAUUUUCUAGUUUUAUAAAUUUUAGAUUUACGUGAUUUAAUAUACAACGACUAAGUCACAUCAUGCAGGAACAGCCAAGGUGUACUUCUAGUUAACUGUACCUCAAAAUAUAUGAAAAUCUCCCCCAUAAUAGAAAGAGACAUCCUUUGUGAGAUCAUUAUUAAAUGUUGGUACACUAUCUCAACAGGUUUAACCUUUGAUGAUUCAGCUAUCAGAACUUUGACUCUCCACAUUGACAUGCUACAGGCAGAACAACAAAGAGUGGAUGAGGCACUGACCAUACAAUGUUACAUGCAAGAAAGAAACCACACGAAUGACAAUGAUGCUUGUAGGCACAACAGAAUGCUGGUAAGUGUCAUAUCGAAGGCUCUCAGUGGAGAUGGGAUGGCUUUGUAGCUUGUGUCCUUAGUUGUCAACCCCUAUUUCAACUUGAGUGAUUGUUGUAGUGUUUUUAUAGAUAUGAUGACGACCCCAAGACUUGAUAAGUAAUAAUGAGUAAAUAAUAUAUUUGUAAUCUUAACUCAUGAUAAAUAAACUUAUAUUUGUGUUAAAAUGUGAAAAGUAGUUUUCAGUUGAUUAACGUAAAUUUUUGGCUAAUUAUGUGAUUUUCUAUAAAUUUAUAUGAUUUUUAUUGUCUUAUUUUUGAAAUAAAUGAAGAAAAAUUAAAUUAAAAUAAAAGUAGAACAAAAUGGGGGGGACCUGCUAGCGAGCCAGGCCCAUAAAUGAGUUAGAAGUGUAGUUGGGCUCAAGUGGCUAGGACUGAUGGGGGCACAUGUGUGCCACUCCCCUUCCACAUCACUGAUGGCUAGCCAACUGUGGGGCAAGAAGUGGUCCUACACAUGGGAGAAAGGGACUCAUUACUUGUAAAUGUGAUAUUACUAUAUAUUCACCCAAAACUUCGGCACACAAGCAAUGUGGGACUAAACUUAUAUCACACUUUCCCCUGAAAGGCUUUGAAGAUUUUAAUACCUAAACUACCCCUUUGAUAUAACAAAGAUAUAUCAUAAUGACGUCACUUGAUAAGGGCAUUAAAAUGCUUAUUUCAAUCUCUCAUAUAGGCGAGAUUAGAGUACACAAAAAAAUUAACUCUUGUUUUAUUUUCUUCUUGUUGACAAAUUUUUAAAAAAAAAGAAUGAAGAGAAGCAAGGUAAAGACUGGAGCAUACUAAAGGAGGGUAACAAUUAUUAAAAAAAUUCCUCGAAUUUAUUAAUUUUUAUGCAUUGUAGAAGAUCCUUGCAUCCAAAGCUAGAAAAUCCUUUCAUUAUUUCAUUCAAAACUAAAAAUCCAAAAGAAAAAUUAAUUUUGAUAGAUCUUAAAGGAAGUAUAGGUCAAAUUGUGAAGAAUCCUAUGGCUAUGAAAAAUCAUUAUAUCCCUAAUUCAUUUCAAAGAGCAUCUAAUAUUAGAGUCCCAUUAACACUCACGGUUCAAUUCAAAAUAAAUUCACGAAUUUUUCAAAUGCUCCCUAAUUUUCAUGAAUUGCUUUUAGAGGAAACUCAUUAGUAUUUAGAAAAAAUUUAUUUGGUCUGUGAUUUAGUUAAUCUCCCUCAAGUUACACCGAAAUUAUUAAGAUGAAAUUAUUUCCUCGUACACUUAGGGACAAAGUUAGUCAUUGGCUACCUAUAUUAGAUAGAGAAUUAACUAGUUGAAAAUACAUAAAAUAGGUUUUUCUUUGAAAAUUUUAUUCCUUAAGAAAAACUCAAAAUAUGAGAAAAUAUAUAUAGAGUUUUUCUCAAAGACCAGAAGAAACUUUGCAUGAGACAUAGGAAAAAUUUAAAGAUUUACUUAGAAAGUGUCCUCAUAAUGUUAUACCCAAGUGACAACUUAGUAGAAUUUUUUAUGAUGGAUUAUUAGAACAACAUAGAAAUAUGGUUGAUUCUAUAUGUGGAAAAGCUUUUAUACAGAAAAUCCUUGAUAAUAUUUAUAGUCUUUAUGAGAAUUUAAGUGAAAAUUUUAGAGAUCAAGCCUCUUUUGAAUUAUAUGACAAGGAUAAGAAGAGAAGAAUUUAUGAAUUAUAUCAUCAAAAUAAUUCUAAUUUACGAAAUGAGGUUAAUCAGAUUAAUCAAAGAUUAGAAAAACUUGAUUUACUUAAUGACAAUAUUAGAAAGCCUCUUAACCCUCAAUUUAAUUCAAAUAGUACAUGUCUUAUGUAUGGUGAAAAUGAUUGUUCUGAAUUUUAAUGCUAUAAUUUAGAUCAAUUAUUUCACCCUAUGCAAGAACAAGUGAACAUAGUUCACAGUUUUAAUAGAAAUAAGGAACUUUUUUCAAAUUCUUAUAAUCCUAAUUGGAGGAAUAACUUUUCAUAGAGAGACCCAAAUAAUAUUCAAAAUUCAGAAACACUUAGACCUAAUUCAAGCUCUAAAUUUCAUCCAAAAUAAGAAAAUAGAUUUCAAAAAAAUUAGUCCUCUCAAACCCAACUUGAUGUUAUGGAAAUGAUACAGCAAAUGAGCCAAAUGAUGCAACAAAUUCUGAAUCAAAUAAUGUUGUAAUAGAAACAAAUUAUAGAGGCUCUUGGGAAUAAGAAAGAAGAGGGACAACUACCUAAUCAGCACAUAGAAAAUUCAAGGAACCGCCCAACAAUAAGAUUUCAGCAAGAGGAGUCUAGUAGCAUGAGUCUAGAAAAAAACCCACAAAAUGAAAAUGUUAGGACAAUAAAUACAUUAAGGAGUGGGAACAUUUUACUUGAUCCUUAUCCCCAAACAUUAGAAGAAAAGAAAAACAUGGACAACCUAAAACAAAAUCAAAUAGGAGUAGAAGAGGAUUUUAUAGAUUCUACCAAAGAAAUUCCAAAAGAGAGGACAACCAUUCCAUUUCCUAAAGUUCUAGAUCCUAAACAAAGAAAGAAAAAAGAACACAAUGAAUAAAUAAAGAAAAUUUUACAUGAUGUGCAAAUUAGUCUUCCUUUACUCACUACUAUUGAAUAUAUUUUUAAAUAUGUUAGAGUUUUGAAAGAAAUGUGUACACCAAAAAGGAGACCUAGAGUAGAAAAAUUAUCUAUGCAUGUUAGUGCUUUAUUAUUAAAUCAAUUAUUAUAUAAAUUGAAAGAUACUGGUGCCCCUUUAAUUUUGUGUGAUAUUGAUAGAUCUAUUUUUUAGAAUACAUUACUUGACAUUGGAGCUAGUAUUAAUUUAUUACCUACAAGUAUUUGUAAGAUAUUUAAUAUUGCUGAUCUUAAACCUUCUAAUGUUACCUUAUAAUUUGCUGAUAGGUUCAUAAAACAUCCUAAAGGUAUUUUAGAAAAUGUGAUAAUGAUAGUUAAAGGGAGAAUUUCCAACUGACUUUGUAGUGUAGGAAAUAGAUUUUAAUGGACAGUUUUAUGAUACACUAAUCAUCCUAAGGAGACCAUUUUUGCAUACAGUAAAGAUGAAUAUUGAUUUUUCCACAAGUAUUGUGAAAAUUUCAUAUAGAGAUUAACUAGUAGAAAUUAAAAAAUUUGAGGUGUCAAAUGAUCUUAGGAAAUCUCAAAUAUAUGAUUGUCAUACCAUAGAUCUUCUAGAUGAUUUUGAUGAUCUAAAUGUUAUUGAUGACUUUGUGCUGAAAGAAUUAGAGGAAAUAGAGAAUAUAAAUUUGGGAGAAAAAAAAGAGGAAGAUCAUCUUAAUUUAGAGUUGAAACCUCUUCCUUCUAGUUUAAAAUAUAUGUUUUUAGAAGAAACUAAUUCAUUUCUUGUUAUUAUUGUAGCUGAUUUGAGUGAUAAAUAUGAAGAAGAAUUAUUAGAUGUACUUCGAAAAAAUAAGAAGUCUAUUGGCUGGAAAAUAGAUGAUCUUAAGGGCAUUGAUAUGAGUGUAUACAUGCAUAGUAUAUAUCUAUAGGAAAGGGCUAAAAAUAGUAGAGAACCGCAACAAAGAUCAAAUCCUAAUAUGAUGGAAAUUGUAAAAAAAUAAAUUUUAAAGUGACUGAUUACUGAUAUUAUUUAUCCUAUUUCAAAUAGCAAAUGGGUUAAUCCUACACAAGUGGUGCUAAAAAAAUCAGGGAUCAGGGUUAUAAAAAAGAAAAUAGGGUGAAAUACAAACAAGAUUAACUACCGGUUGGAGGGCUUGCAUUAAUUUCAGUUACUAGAAAAGAUCAUUUUUCCCUAUCAUUUACUAAUCAAAUUCUAGAAAUAUUAGCUAGAAAAAACUUUUUUUAUUUUCUAGAUGGAUACUCUAGUUAUAAUCAAAUUUAUAUAAACCCUUUAGAUCAAGAAAAAAUAACUUUUACUUGUCAAUUUGGUACUUUUGCUUUUAAAUGCAUGCCUUUUGAUCUGUGUAAUGUUCCAACCACAUUUCAAACAUGUAUAUUGUGUAUUUUUUCUGAUAUAACUAGAAAAUGCAUGGCAAUUUUUAUAGAUGAUUUUUCUAUUUUUGGUGAAUCAUUUGAUGAAUGCUUAAAUCAUUUACAACAUGUACUUAAGAAAUGUAUAGAGAACAAAUUAGUUUUGAGUUGAUAGAAAUCACAUUUUAUGAUUAGAGAGGGAGUUAUGUUGGGUCAUAUUGUGAGUGAAAGGGGUUUAGAGGUGGAUAAAGCAAAAAAUGAUAUUAUAUCUAAAAUGAAACCUCUGAAUUCAAUAAAGCAGAUUAGAUCUUUUUUGGGUCAUGCAGGUUAUUAUAGAAAAUUUAUUCAAGAUUUUUCAAAAAUUUCUAAGCCUCUCACCAUGUUAUUAUCUAAAGAUGUGCCUUUUAAUUUUGAUGAGAAAUGUUUUGAGUAUUUUUCUGAAAUAAAAAGAUUACUUACUGAGGCACCCAUUUUACAAGCUCCUAAUUAGUCCCUUCCUUUUGAAAUAAUGUGAUGCAUCGAAUUAUAUAGUGGGAGCCGUAUUAGGACAAUCAAAAGAGUCAAAAUCCAUAGUAAUUUUUAUUUAUACUGAAUUUCAUAUGCUAAUAAAACUAAAUCCGAUGCUCAAUUAAACUAUUUUUGUUAGAAAGGUUUAGAUCAUAUAUUUUGGGAGCUAAAAUUAUUAUUUAUACUGAUCAUGCAACAUUAAAAUAUUUUUAAAUAAGAGAGAUGCAAAGCCACGUUUAUUAAGAUGCUCAAUUAAACUAUAUCUGAUGCUCAAUUAAACUAUUUUUGUUAGAAAGGUUUAGAUCAUAUAUUUUGGGAGCUAAAAUUAUUAUUUAUACUGAUCAUGCAGUAUUAAAAUAUUUUUUAAAUAAGAAAGAUGCAAAGCCACGUUUAUUAAGAUGGAUUUUAUUGUUGCAAGAAUUUGACUUAGAAAUAAAAGAUAAAAAAAGUUUCGAGAAUGUUCUUGUUGACCAUCUUUCUAGAUUGAGUGAUACAGGAAUAAAUGCAGCACCUUUACAAGACACAUUUCUAGAUGAACAAUUGAUGGCAGCUCAACAUCAACCAUCACCAUGAUAUGCACAUAUUGUUAAUUUUCUGAUUUCUAAAAAAUUCAGAAUAGUGGGAUAAGAAAAAAAAACAUCAUUUCUUUUUUAGGAUUAGAAAUUAUUUUUGGCAUGAUCCUGAUAUAUAUUACUUAGGUAAUGAUCAAAUUUUAAGGAGAUGUGUUCUUGAAGAAGAAUAUCAUAGCAUUCUUAACAUAUGUCAUUCAUCUAAUUGUGGAGUACAUUUCUCUAGACAAAAAACAGCAGAAAAAAAAAAUUAGUGUGGUUUUUAUUGGCCUACAAUCAUUAGAGAUUCUAUAGAAUUUAGAAGAACAUGUAUUUCAUGCGAAUCUAUAAGUAACAUGAGUAAAAAAGAUGAAAUGCCCAUGAGUAAAUGUUAGUAGUUGAAAUUUUUAAUGUAUGGGAAAUAGAUUUCAUGGGUGCCUUCCCAUCAGCUGAAAAAUAUAAAUAUAUUUUGCUUGCUGUUGAUUAUGUGUCUAAGUGGGUGGAAGCGAUCACCUCAGUGGGGGACUUACGUGGUCUCCUUGCAGUCCUUCCUCCUCCUUGGGUGCCCCGUCUCAGAGGAGAGCUUACGUCUAGUCUGCAAUCACGAUAGGCUGUUCUCUCAUAGUGGUAGGAUCCUCCGGCUCUGAAAUGACCUAGGAACAGCCAAGGUAUAUUUAUUGCCAAUUCAGCCUCAAUAAAGAGAAGUCCUAUGUAAGAUUAUUAUGAAAUAUAUCUGAGCUGUCUCAACUGGUUCUAGGUUUGAUUAUUCAGCUAUCAGAACCUUGACUCUCCAUGUCGACGUGCUGCAAGCGGAACAAUAAAGAGGCAACGUGGCUUCAAGCAUAUAGUGCCUCAUGCAAGAAAGAGGCCUCACGGACGACGGGGAUGCCCACAGGCACAUCAGAGGGCUGAUAAGCAUGCUUGGAAGGAUCUCAAUGGGGAUGCGUUGGCUGCAUCGCCUUUGCCCUUCACCGUCAUUAACGGUUGUUUCAACCUCGCGCGAUUGUCUUAG
Spirodela intermedia is the source of this 9303-nucleotide messenger RNA. The record is from the annotation of a GenBank genome assembly. NCBI's taxonomy places the organism in Eukaryota, Viridiplantae, Streptophyta, Magnoliopsida, Alismatales, Araceae.